AUGUCGUUAGAGGAACCUUUGAAACGGAGUCGAGAGAUAGAUACUCAAGUUGCAUCAGCAUCAGUUGCUUCACCACAAUCACAACAACCAGCACGGAAAAGAAGUAAGAAAAUGACGCGAGGCAAUAACGAUAAUACAACCUCAACUAUGACCGCCACACUUGAUAAUCAUAAUGGUGGUAAUGAUAACGACUUUGAGUUUACAGAAAAGAUGUAUUCAGCUUAUGUUAAAUCUGCAUUCACUACCUUGGAAAAAGGCGACUCUAUGCAAAUCGACACACUAACUGACAAGAUCAACGCACCACUAAAUAGCGCCGACGCUAUCUCGAUUCCACAUUUUAGCAUUUUACUAAAGACUUUAGUCAACCAUACAUCAAAACUAGAUGAUCGUGCAUGCAAUAAUUUGAUAUUUGCCAUUCUUCGCUACAAGUGGAUGAAUGUGGUUACAAGUGGGGCUAAUGAAGAUGAGGCCACCACCACAUUUAUAGAUUUAUAUGCCCAUUUCCUUACUGUUUUGGUGAGUACUUUGCCCAAAUUCCUAACCGAAGUUUUAAAUAAACUAGUUUCUGAAUUUGAGUUGUUUGGGCUGGGUGACAGCCGCACCACCAGCAGCAGCAGCAGCAGCAGCAACAACAACAACAACAACAACAAAUCCAACUUCCUAUAUCGUCAUCAUCACAUCUUGGGCAAAAUAUUGAGAUAUAUCCCAACAAGUAUAAAUAUUAUCCCACAAAUUUUACAAGCCAAUUUCCCUCAUCAUAUAUCAUCAUCCAUGGUUGAAGUUGUCAAUUAUGUUGACAAUUUAAUGCAAGUGUUGACCUAUUGUUCAGAUUUGCAGUUUAGUAUAUGGCAGUUGGUUUUGGAAUGUUGCAUAAAGCUAGAUGUUGAAUUGCAGAAUGAGUUGGACGAUUUGGAUGACGAUGAGAUUGAAGAGUUGAUAAACGGGAAGGACAAUGACGCAGAAUUGCUAGAAGUUACCGAAGGCGAAGAAGAUGAGGAGGUGGAAGAAGUGGAGGAGGAAGUGGUGGCUCAUCAAGGAGAGGCAACCGUGUCUGCCACUGCUCGUCCUGUCGAUGAAGAUGCUGAUUCAGACAUCGAUGAAGAAAUGGGAGAAGUGGAAUGGGUUGACUCGGUAAAUUCAACGAGAAGCAUCAAGACUCUAGCUUCGAAAUUGGACAAUAUCAUGCAUUUACUACUCACAAGAACCGAAUCAAGUUUCACUACUGAAGAACUCAACAAUGGCAAUGGAGUAGCACUCUUCAACACUAUAAACUCAUUAUUCAAAAGUCACAUUUUACCCACCCACUUUACAAAACUGAUCCAAUUUAUCCUAUUUCACAUAACUCAGUACCAGCAAGAACUCGCUGACUCGUUUUUGGUUUUACUUAUAGAUGUUGCAUUCAAUCCAAAUGAGAUUGUUGAGAAACGAUUAAAAGCGAUGCAAUAUCUUUCUUCGUACAUUGCUAGAGCCAAAAAUUUAUCUCGCCAUCAGAUUGUGUUUAUUGUGAGUUACCUUAUGGGAUGGUUGAACAAGUACAUUAUCGAAAGAGAACAAGAGACAUUUGACAUUCAACAACAACAACAGCAGCAGCAGCACCAUAACCGCCAAAAACAAGCCGGCGGUAUGGAAAGAUUUAGACUUUUCUACGCGGCUUUCCAAGCAUUACUAUACAUAUUCUGCUUCAGACAUGAACAAUUACGCAAAGACCCAUCAUCCACAUCAACUUCUACCAAUUCAGGUUCGGAAUGGGAGUGUGACAUUGACAAAUUUUUCCAACGUGUAAUCAUUGUUAAGUUUAACCCAUUGAAAUUCUGUGAUGAAACCGUUGUCUACAUCUUUGCCAAACUCGCAACAAAAUUGAAUGUAUGUUAUUGUUAUUCGAUUAUCGAACAUAACAAAAGGGAAAGAAUGUUGCAGACUGCAGCUCCUAAUGCCAAGACUACAAACAACAAGAGCAACAUCGGCGGUGAAGUCUCCGUCAUGCCAGCUUCAGCAACGGGGACUUUCUACCAAAAACAAGAGUUUUUGGAUUUGGAGGCGUACUUUCCAUUUGAUCCAUUGGUUUUACCCAUGUGUAAGAAAUUGAUUGGACAGAAUAACUAUGUCGAAUGGGCAGAGGUUAAUCCGGAUGAAGACGAUGAUGAGGAUAGUGCCUCACCUGGAAGCCACAUGGAUGAGGAUGAGGAUGAGGAUGAGGAUGAUGAUGAGGAUGAUGAUGAUAGUGAUGUCAGUGCUGAUAGUGAGGAAGAUUCAGAUGAUUCAGAUGAUAGUGACGAGGAUAGCGAUGAUGAUUAG
Messenger RNA from Lodderomyces theae, 2295 nucleotides. It is a transcript of the gene RRN3, whose product is annotated as rDNA-binding RNA polymerase I transcriptional factor. Lineage: Eukaryota; Fungi; Ascomycota; Pichiomycetes; Serinales; Debaryomycetaceae. Gene Ontology annotation, cellular component: nucleus. Gene Ontology annotation, biological process: transcription initiation at RNA polymerase I promoter. The record is from RefSeq and is a predicted model, not a curated record. Gene Ontology annotation, molecular function: RNA polymerase I core binding; RNA polymerase I general transcription initiation factor activity. The coding region runs from base 1 to 2295 and encodes 764 amino acids. The transcript is spliced from 2 exons.